Messenger RNA from Pezoporus flaviventris, 4433 nucleotides. Its product is annotated as maestro heat-like repeat-containing protein family member 1. Gene Ontology annotation, molecular function: protein binding. Gene Ontology annotation, cellular component: cytoplasm. The record is from RefSeq and is a predicted model, not a curated record. Lineage: Eukaryota; Metazoa; Chordata; Aves; Psittaciformes; Psittacidae.
CACCCAGUGUGCGCGGUUGGGCUCUCCCCGCAGCUCUGCAGCACUUCAGUGAGAGCAUCCAGGAGUACCUGGCGAACCUGGACAAGGCCCCGGACCCCACGGUCAGGAAGGACACGUUCUCCAACGAGAUCUUCAGUGCCUACGAGGUGCUCUUCAGCAGCUGGCUGCAGCACCGCGAGGCCAAGCUGAGGCUGGCCGUGGUGGAGGCGCUGGGACCCAUGAGUCACCUCCUGCCCGCCGAGAGGCUGGAGGAGCAGCUCCCCAAGCUCAUCCCAGGCAUCCUCGCGCUCUACAGGAAGCACACGGAGGCUUUCUCCAUCUCCAAGAGCCUGUGCCAGAUCCUGGAGGCCUCCGUCAACAUCGGCAGCCGCAGCCUGGAUGUGCAGCUCGACCCCCUCCUGGGCACCCUGCACCCCCAGAUCUGUGCUCCUGCAGAGCCCGCAGUGCCCCUCACGGCGAAGAACCACACCGAGGUCCUGCGGUGCUUCACUGUGCUGGCCUGCUCCUUCCCGGACCGUGUCCUGGCCUUCCUCCUCCCGAAGCUGGAGAGCAGCAACGAGAGGACCCGAGUGGGGACCCUGCUCAUCAUGAGGCAGAUCAUCAACAGCGCCCCCUCCCAGAUGGAGAUCAAAAAGCCCUUUAUUCUUUCGUCCAUGAAGCUCCCCCUGCAAGACAGCAGCAACAAGGUGAAGCGAGCCGUGGUGCAGGUGAUCAGUGCCAUGGCCCAUCACGGAUACCUGGAGCAGCCCGGCGGGGAGGCCAUGGUGGAGUUCCUGGUCGGCAGUGCGCCUGGCCUCCGAUGGGCUUUCCCUCUCCUCCAGCACCCCAAGAAGCAGGCGCCGGAUGCCGAGGACCUCAGCAGUGACAGCGUCCAGAGCAUCAGCAUCAACACCCUCUUCCUCCUCAGCACCACUGUGGACAGGAGUGAACAACGUGAGUCUGCUCAGGCCCUGACACCUGUGCUGUGGCCGUACCUGCUGGAGUUUGUCACCCCCAUCCAGUUCACCACCGCCCUGAGCCCGCUCUGCAGGAGCCUCAUGUACCUGGCCAUGAAGAAGGAAGAGGAGGGCGAAACCGCGUCCCUGAUCCGCUACGACGUGAACGCAAACCUCCCCUCGCCCUACGCUCUCACAACGCGGCUGCUGGUUGUGUCCUCGCAGCCCCACGCAGGCUCCUGCCGGGGGGCGGCCGCCCUGCGCCUGCUCCAUGUCCUGCACGGCAGCGUCCACCCCUCGCUGGGCCCGCUCUGGAGCAAGAGGGUCCCUGUCCUGGUGCAGCACAUCGAAGAGAGCACGGAGCAGGCCCUGUCCCGCAAGGAAUGGGAGGAGGAGCUGCUGCUGUUCCUGCAGGAGACGCUGGCGGCCGUGGCUGACGGGGCCUGGGUUGCCCGCUUGGUGCUGGAGAUGUGCGGGCAGCUCGGCAGCUACAGCGGCUUCCCCGCGGAGAAGAACUUCCUGUACAAAUGCAUCGGAACGACGCUGGGGGCCUGCAGCAGCAAGGACCUCGUGCAAAAGCAGCUCCAGGAGCUCCUGGAAACAGCCAGAUACCACGAGGAGGCAGAAAGGGAGGGACUUGCCUCCUGCUUUGGGCUGUGUGCCAUAAACCACCUGGAGGAGACCUUGGCCAAGCUGGAGGAGUUCGUCAGGUCCGAUGUCUUCAAGAAGUCCGUGGGGCUUUUCAGUAUCUUCAAGGACCGCAGCGACAGCGAAGUGGAGAAGAUCAAGAGCACCCUCAUCCUGUGCUAUGGCUACGUGGCCGCCUGCGCGCCCCAGGACCUGGUGCUGCCCCGCAUCGAAGCGGACGUCCUGAAGAACAUCUUCCAGUACUUCAACACCAAGGACCUGACGCUGAAGCUCUGCCUCAUCCGGAGCAUCUGCAUGAUCAGCCAGGCCAUCUGCAAAGGGGGCAAGUGUGGGGACUUCAGCUUCUCCCGCAAGGCCGAGCUCGUGGCCCAGAUGGUGGACUUCAUGAAGGCAGAGCCCCAGGACACGCUGCGGACGCCGGUUCGCCAGCGGGCCAUGGUCGCCUGCACUUACCUGGUCAUCCUGGAGCCCCACCUGAGUGACCCUGACCGGACAGAGCUCAUUGACACGUGCCUGGCUGGAGUGCUGGCGCUUCCACCGCUGGAGCUGGCCAAGGACAGGGAGGAGAAUGGAGCCGAUGCCAUUCCCAAGGAGGCGCUCUACGGUGACACCAUGAGUGCCCUCCAAGAGCUGCUCAAGGGCCUCCUGCAGAGGAACCUCACCCCCCAUGGGCUCCAGGACAUGUUUGCGCAUUUAGGCCCCUGGAUCAAGUCGAGCAAGGACCACGAGCGGCAGCGGGCAGUGGAGAUCAGCGCCGCCUUGUUGGACUUCUACCUGAGCACCCUCAACGUCAGCACCGUGACCCCCUUCUACAACCUCAGCGUCCUCAUCGCCCUCUUCUCUCCGCGCUGCUCGGACGCGGUGCCCAGCGUCCGCCUGCACGCCGUGGACUGCGUCUACUGCCUGCUCUACAUCCAGCUCUGCUACGAGGGUUUCGCCCGGGACCACAGGGAUGAGAUGGUGGAGGGGCUGAAGGCUCUGAAGCGAGGCCUGGAGGAGCCCGACUUCACCGUCCUCUUCCACACCUGCAACAGCCUGGCCAUGGUGGUGGGGAAGCGCAUCCCUCCCGAGCAGCUCCUGAGCCUCCUGCUCGCCCUCUUCGAGGGGCUGGGGGAUCCCGACAGGAACUGCUCCCGUGCAGCCACCGUCAUCAUCAACUCCCUGCUCAAGGAGCGCGGGGCAGUCCUGCAGGAGAAGGUCCCCGACAUCAUGAGCAUCAUCCACAGCAAGCUGGAGGAGGUGGAUGAGGAGCACGUCCGCAAGGCUGCCCAGCAGACCGUCUACAUCCUGGCCUCCCAGCACAAGAGCGUGGUGGUGUCCAGCCUGCUGGGCAGCGCGCUGCCCUUCGACAGCCACACGUGCACCAUGUGGAGGUCCCUGGCCACCGAGCCCGGCCUCACCUCGCAGAUCCUGGAGCAGCUCCUGGACAAGGUGAACAGGGAUGUGCCCUACAAGGAGAGCAAGAGCUUCCUGCUGGGCAGCGGCUCGGAGCGCAUCGCCACCCCUCUGCCGCUGGCUGCCACGUGUGCUCUCUAUGAGCUGCUGUGUGCUCCGGAGGCCGGCCCGGCCGUGCAGGGGCUCUAUGCCCCCCUCUUCGUCACCCUCCUGCUGCGCCUCAGCUGCGCCCUGGGGGUGCAGCUGCCCAAGAGCCUGCAGGGCCGCGAGCGCAGGAGCUGCAGCAGCCAGGGCCCCGCGCCCCGCAGCCUCCAGCCAUGCAGCAUCGCGGUGCAGGCGCUGAAGGCGAUGCUGGUCCGUGGGGGCAGCGAGGACGUGGCCAAGGCUGUGGACAGCGCCGGUGCCUGGGAGCUGAUGGCGAGCCCGGAGAGGCACCACGAUGGGAUCACCGUGCUGGCUGGCGCCAUGGCCCGGCACGCCGGCCCCCGCCUGCCCCCGAUCGUCAAGAACCUCAUCCCGACGCUGAGCAGCGUCUUCGAGAGCCAGAGGAUCACCACCACGGCCUUCCUCGCUGAGCUCCUCAGCAGCAGCGUGGUGAACGACCUGAUGGUGCUGGAGCCGGUGCUGGACGGGCUGGCCGGGCGGCAGAAGGACCCCUGCACGCUGGUGCGGAUGCUGGUGCUGCGCGGGCUCGGCAACGUCGCCGCCGGCUCCCCGGACAAGGUGAGGAAGCACGGAGCCAAGCUGCUGGCCUCCAUGGUCAGUGGCAUGGAUGACAAGGAUGACCCCCACAACCUGGUUGCGCUGGAGGCCAUGUCCAGCCUCUCCAAGCUUCUGGAUCACGUGGAGGAGCGAGACAUCCAGUCCAUGCUGCUGCACAUCGCCAUCAGGAUCCGGCCCUUCUUCGACAGCGAGCAGCCCGAGCUCCGGCUCUCCUCCAUCGUCCUCUUCGGCCACCUGAGCCGCUUCAGCCGCGGCCACUGCGAGCUCUUCCUGGAGCAGAUCCUCAACGGCCUCGUGCCGCUGCUGCUGCACCUGCAGGACCCGCAGCCGGACGUGGUCAACGCCUGCAAGUUCGCCCUCCGCAUGUGCGGCCCCAGCAUGGGCUGCGAGGGGCUGCGGGCCAUGUUCCGCAACCACCUGCAGGAGGGCAGGAGCCUGCACUACGGGGAGUUCAUCAACAACGUCUGCAAGCACCUGAUGCAGAGCUACCCGGAGAUGCUGAACCGCCUGCUCCUCACCAACCUCUUCUACUUCAAGAGCACCUGGGCUGACAUCCGAGCGGCAGCGCCCAUGUUCAUCGGCUUCCUGGUGCUGCACGUGGAUGAGGAUCACUGCCAGCAAGUGGAUCUUGACCAGCUCAUUUCGGCUCUGAACCUGCUCCUGAAGGACCCCGUCCCCUCGGUCCGUGUGAAGGUGGCCGAGACCCUGGGCCGCCUGGUGCGGAUCCUGUGA